This is a messenger RNA of Anoplophora glabripennis (Asian longhorned beetle), 4393 nucleotides long. RefSeq names its product cohesin subunit SA-1. The transcript has 11 exons. The coding region runs from base 174 to 3563 and encodes 1129 amino acids. Lineage: Eukaryota; Metazoa; Arthropoda; Insecta; Coleoptera; Cerambycidae. The record is from RefSeq and is a predicted model, not a curated record. Gene Ontology annotation, cellular component: cohesin complex; nucleus; chromatin. Gene Ontology annotation, biological process: sister chromatid cohesion. Gene Ontology annotation, molecular function: chromatin binding.
AAAAUGGCGGUUCGGUGUUAGUUUAUCGUUUUGUUUAGUAUCGUUUACAUUUGUUUACUUCAUUUAUUCUUUGCUGUCAAUGUUUGAUUUGUCGGCGAGCUUGAAAUGAUAACUCCUAUAAACUCCUUUCAGUAAAUUAUUAUCAAAGUAAACCUGAUAACACAAACAAAAAGAUGCAUAGACGAGGUGGUAAGCGUAUUCGGAUGGAUGAACCUCCUCCAGAGUACGAAAACCCCAUGACUCCACAAGUGGAACAUGAAAAUUAUGGAAACAAUUAUAUGCAACAGAGUAUGUAUGGAGAAUCUUAUGGCGAGCAAGCGGGUCAAUCAUCUGACGGUGCAUUUGAAUCACCACCAACUCCUGGAACAAGACGAGUUACUAGGUCUAAAGCUAGAGGUGUGACAAAUCCACCUCCUAUAGUGGCUCCUUCUUAUUCACCUACAAGUAGUGGCAACACGGGAAGGGGUCGAGGAAGAGGCAGACCGCCUGGGAGGAAAAACAAUGUCGGUGAAGUCAUACACACGCUUGAUGAUGAGUCUUCUCUCUAUCAUAUCAUCAAGAAUAGUAAAGUGUCUUUGACGAAUAUUGUAGAUGACUGGAUCGAAAGUUAUAAGAUAAACCGAGAAGCUGCUCUUAUAUCCCUGAUGCAAUUUUUUAUCAACGCUGCUGGUUGCAAAGGGAGAAUCACACAACAGAUGCAAGCUACAAUGGAACACGCAGCUAUCAUUCGAAAGAUGACUGAAGAGUUUGACGAGGAAAGCGGUGAAUAUCCACUUAUAAUGGCCGGUCAGACCUGGAAGAAAUUUCGGCAGAAUUUUUGUGAUUUUGUUCAAACUUUGGUUAAGCAGUGCCAGUAUACCAUUAUCUAUGAUCAGUUUUUGAUGGAUAACGUUAUAUCGCUUCUUACUGGCCUCUCCGAUUCUCAAGUCAGAGCUUUCAGACACACUGCCACGUUAGGAGCGAUGAAACUGAUGACGGCUCUGGUGGAUGUAGCACUAACGGUUUCAGUUAAUCUUGACAAUACUCAGCGGCAGUACGAAGCCGAGAGGCAGAAAACUAGAGAAAAACGAGCUAGUGAUCGUUUAGAAGCGCUACUUGGGAAAAGACAAGAAUUGGAGGAAAACAUGGACGAAAUCAAGAACAUGCUAACCUACAUGUUCAAAUCGGUGUUUGUUCAUAGAUAUCGAGACACAUUACCAGAAAUACGAGCCAUCGCUAUGACCGAAAUCGGGGUGUGGAUGCACAAAUUUCAUGCGAAUUUCCUCGAUGAUUCGUAUCUGAAAUAUAUAGGUUGGACUCUUCACGAUAAGGUGGGAGAAGUAAGGCUGAGGUGUUUACAAGCCUUGCAACCGCUUUAUGCUAGUGAAGAGCUAAAAGGCAAAUUGGAACUGUUUACCAACAAGUUCAAAGAUAGAAUUGUGGCGAUGACGCUGGAUAAGGAGUACGACGUAGCGGUGCAAGCCGUCAGGCUUGUUAUAUCUAUUUUGAAACAUCACCACGAGAUACUUACCGAUAAGGACUGUGAACAUGUUUACGAAUUGGUUUAUUCGUCGCACAGGGCCGUCGCCCAGGCCGCGGGCGAGUUCCUUAACGAGAGGUUGUUCCAGCCCGGCGAUAUGGACGCGGGUAAAACUAAGAGGGGCAAGCGACGUUUGCCCAACACGCCCUUCAUUCGGGACCUGGUGCAGUUCUUCAUCGAAUCGGAGCUGCACGAGCACGCCGCCUACUUGGUGGACUCCCUCAUAGAGUCCAACAACAUGAUGAAGGAUUGGGAGUGCAUGACAGAUCUGCUGCUGGAGGAACCGGGGCCUCACGAAGAGCCUUUGGACAACAGGCAGGAAACGAGUUUGAUCGAGAUCAUGGUGUGCUGCGUGAAACAGGCAGCCACCGGAGAGGCGCCCGUCGGUAGAGGACCCACCAGAAAGGUGUCGUCUCUCAGGGAGAUGAAGCAGGCCGGCGAAGACAAACAGAAGCUAACCGAACACUUCAUAGUCACCCUGCCUCCCCUCUUAGAUAAAUAUUCAGCCGAUCCCGAGAAACUGGCCAACCUCCUCAGCAUACCGCAGUACUUCGAUUUAGACCUUUACACCAGCGGUAGGCAGGACGGAUCGUUGCAGGCCCUGCUGGUUAAAUUGAAGUAUAUCGUACAGGUCCAUCACGAGCCUGAGGUAUUGGAAACUUUGGCGAAGACCCUGGAGAUCCUCUGUACGGAAGGCCAUUCGAUCUAUACGAGGUGCGACGUGGCCAGGUCGACGAUAGUCGACAUGAUCGUGGCCAGCUACAAGGAGGCUAUCGACGACUGGCGUAAUCUUCUGCUGGGGGAGGAGACGCCCAAUGCCGACGAGAUAUUCAACGUUGUCAGUUCGUUGAAGAAGGUGUCUAUGUUCUACGCCUGCCACAAUUUGAACCAGUGGAACCUGUGGGACACCCUGUUUCAGGAUUUUAGAGAUAUCGAGAGCGGACUGCCGCCAGAAGCCCUGAAAUACUGCAUCAGCUCCUGCUACUAUCACCUGCUGUGGGGCCUUAGGGACCUGGAGGUGCAGGCCGAGGGGGGCAGUCUCACACAUUCCAGCUUCCAGAAUCUCAGGGACAAGCUGGACGACUUCUUGGAGGCUUCUCAGAUCCUGAUCCGCUCUUCUCCGCACGUCGUCAUAAAGGAGGAGGCUUACGUGGGACUGUGCGACCUACUGAUAGUGUUCAGCGAGCAGCUGCAGAACCAGUCGUCUAUGGGGGAGUUGGUCUGCAGGCCGGACAGAAACCUGCAGAUGCUACUAAACGAGUUCGUGCAGAUGUACGUGUUCGUACCUCAGCAGGACUCCGAACACGACGAACACCGCAUCGAGGAGUUACACAGGAGACGCAACUUCCUAGCAGCUUACUGCAAGCUGAUCGUUUAUAACAUAAUGCCUACGAAGGCGGCGGCCGACGUCUUCAAGCACUACGUCAAGUACUACAAUGACUACGGGGACAUUAUCAAGGCGACCCUCAGUAAGGCGAGGGAGAUUAACAAGGUCAACUGCGCCCUCACCAUGUGUCUCAGUCUCAAUAUGAUGUUCAACGAGGUGCAGAGGCUGUCGGGGGGCAGGAACGCCAGGCAGCACGAGGAAUUCUUUGCACUGAAGGAACUUGCGAAGAGAUUCGCCCUCUCCUUUGGCCUAGACGCAGUGAAGAACCGAGAGGCAAUAACGGCUCUGCACAGGGCCGGUAUCCUCUUCGCCGUGACGGGGGUGGAGAAUAGCUCGGACGAUCCCACGGGGCCCCCCGCGAACCUCCCCUUCCUGGAAAUCCUCUCGGAAUUUACGAACAAGCUGCUCAAGCAAGAUAAGCGGGUGGUCAUGUCGUUCCUUGACAGGAGGAUCACUACGGGUAUGCCAAGCAGUCGAGGCGAGGACUGGCAGCCCCUGUUAUUGUACCGUAAUUCCUUGUUGCACGGCGAGACGGAUCAGCUGCCUACGACCAGCAAACGGGCUUACGGCAGGAAGAGGCACAAGGAUCCCGACUCCGAUCAUGAUCAGAACGACGAUUUGUCUGAUCAGGAGUUCCCUGGAAAUCUGUAUGGUUAAUUUUUUUAUAUUUCUUAAUUUUAGCGUUUUUUUUUUUUUUAUAUUUCGGGUAUGUCAGAAUGCAUGAAGCCAGUUUGUAUUAAUAGAUAGGGUUUAUACAAGGUGGUUCGAUUUUUUAUGAAACUGGGUGCAGAUAAAUUAUAUGAAAAUAAUAUUUAUAAAUUUGUUAUACAUGGUGAUCCCAAAUAAAGUACCAAAGUUUUAAGGGGUUAUUUUAUUCACAGAUAUAGCAGUAGUUCCUACGACACUUUUUUUUAAUUAAAAAAUAAAAAUUAAUGUAGUUACAAGUUAAAUAACUUUAAACUAAUUUUUUACUGAUAUUUUGCCAUAACAAUCUGUGGAAAUCAUCAAAACUUUAUAAAGUCGAUGUUGGUCAAAAUUGUUUGGUUUGUUGAAAUCAGGAACUGUUUUGCAGAAAAAGACUAAAUUUUCCCUCAAAUGCUGGUGAAUUAUUAUUUUUAAAUUUCACAAUUUAGCAAAUUUCGUUGCAAUUGUAUGGAACAUAAUUUUCUAUGUCCAAAUCCCGCUUUUUUGUACUGCAAAAUAGUUUGUCGUUUUCAAAGAUGCUCCGAAAUUUUAAAUUAUUUUUUUUUUCCUAGGAUACCGUUAACGUUAUAAACUUGGAAAAAGAAGACCUUUUCACAAAAUAUUUAUAACUAUAAUUUUUAAUAUUAAUCUAAUAUAACUUUUUGAAUAAAAAUAUAAUAAUAAAAUUCUAACCAAUUUUGUGAUCAAUAAGGUGCUUUUAAUGCAUUAGAAUCUUUUUUUUUUCAACAAUCAGACGCAAUUCGAUUCGAUUCGAAGCAAUGAAUUCUGAACCUUAUACAGUG